AUGGUGCGCAUGAGCGUGUUGGCCGACUGCCUCAAGACGAUGUACAACGCUGAGAAGCGUGGCAAGCGCCAGGUGCUCAUCCGCCCGAGCUCGAAGGUGAUUGUCAAGUUCUUGCAGGUCAUGCAGAAGAACGGCUACAUUGGCGAGUUUGAGAUCGUCGACGACCACCGCGCCGGCAAGAUCGUGGUGGAGCUGAGGGGUCGCAUCAACAAGUGCGGCGUCAUCUCGCCCCGCUUCGACUUGAAGCUGGCCGACUAUGAGAAGUGGAUCAACAACCUGCUGCCUUCGCGUCAGUUCGGUCACAUUGUGGUGAGCACCACGUACGGCAUCAUGGACCACCACGAAGCCCGCCGCAAACACACGGGUGGCAAGAUCAUUGGCUUCUUCUACUAG
Molecule: messenger RNA, 393 nt
Organism: Hyaloperonospora brassicae
Lineage: Eukaryota; Oomycota; Peronosporomycetes; Peronosporales; Peronosporaceae
Source: the annotation of a GenBank genome assembly